AUGACAAUCUCAGGAGUAAUCCUGGGAAUCUGCCUUGGAUUCGGGUUAAAAGCUGUUGAACCGCCAUUCGACAAAGUCGACAUUGAAUACAUAAAAUUCCCCGGAACAAUGCUUUUACAAGCACUUAAAAUGUGCGUCUUGCCCCUGAUCGUAUUCUCGAUUAUCUCUGGCAUCGCAAGUCUGGAUUCCAAGACGACUGGAAAGAUGGGAGGCAUUGCUGUCGCCUAUUAUGGAACUACCACGCUGUUGGCUGUUAUUGAAGGAAUCAUCCUUUGCGCAGCGAUUAGGCCUGGAGUCACCCCUGGCUCUUCAAGUGGAGAGGUUGUUUCGACAUCCGGUGAUUUGGCUACUGUCGAUACUCUUCUCGACUUGAUCCGAAAUCUUCUCCCGACCAACAUCGUCAUGGCCACUUUCUCCCAGUCCAGCACUUAUCGAAAGCGAACCAUUACGACCCACGAUUGCAGAGGUUUAUCACCUGGACUUUUGGGAACAAUUUUUGAUGAGGAUUCAUAUGAUAUCAAUUGCAUAACUACAACCAAAGCUUUUUCGCUGACAAAAGAUAAUGUCAACGAUCCGGACUAUGGCUACAACUCAACUCUUUGCUCCUAUGUACAGACAAAGGAAGAAUUCAUCAAUUCCGAGAUGCAAUACGAAUGCGAGUGGAAAGGAAUCGGCACUAACUACAGUCACACUGGAGGUGGACCACGAGAAAACGUCCUCGGUGUCCUUUUUUUCUCAAUCUCCCUCGCUUUGGCCAUCACUAGAAUUCCUGACAAGCGAAUUCGGGAAGUUUUGGUUGCGUUUUUCAACGCUAUGAAUGAUGCUAUUCUUCGAGUCGUUUUUGUCAUCAUUUGGUACGCUCCCAUUGGUAUCAUUUUCCUCAUUGCGCCGAUUGUGAUGUCCGACGAUUUCAACGAAGUCGGUCUGAGCCUCCUUAGAUACUCAGGAACUGUAAUUGGCGGUUUGGCUCUUCACAGCUUGAUUAUUUUGCCCAUUGUCUUCAUUCUCGGCACGAAGGACUUUACCCUUAGAGCUCCACUGAACGUGAUCAAAUAUGUGAAGGGAGUCAGUCAGGCGCUUCUUACCGCUUUUGCCACCGGUUCAAGUUCCGCCACCUUGCCCCUUACAAUGUCGACGCUGGAAAUCAACAAUGACAUGGACCAGCGAAUAACUCGAUUUGUUUUGCCAAUCGGAGCGACAAUUAACAUGGAUGGAACGGCUCUGUACGAAGCUGUUGCUGCUAUUUACAUUGCUCAGGCGGAAGGAUUGCCGCUCAGUUUUGGGGAUUAUAUUUUGAUCAGUAUCACGGCUACAGUAGCAUCGAUCGGCGCUGCUGGAAUCCCACAGGCUGGCCUCGUAACCAUGAUCAUUGUUCUCACCGCGAUUGGACUUCCUCCAGAUCGAGUUUCGCUCAUUCUCGCCGUCGAUCCUAUUCUUGACAGAUUCCGAACUGCCAUCAAUGUCAUGGGUGAUGCAAUGGGCUGCGGAGUCGUCAGAGCAAAUGUUUCACUCGAUGAAAUCGAGCAAGCUGGAGUUCAAAAUGACGCGCUAGAAGAGCCCGCUUCUCCUCCAAGAAAGAAGAAUCAAGUCGCCUCAGAACUUUAA
This is a messenger RNA of Oikopleura dioica, 1605 nucleotides long. Lineage: Eukaryota; Metazoa; Chordata; Appendicularia; Copelata; Oikopleuridae. The record is from the annotation of a GenBank genome assembly.